GUAACGUAGGCUCACUCAGUUAGCCGCGGCUCGCCACGCCGAUCGCCGGGCGUUUGCUCGAACUCUGUGUGAACGUGACCUGUGACCAAACAGUGCUUGUGUGUGUUAAAAUACGGAAAACUAACGCAUGUCAGACGUUGGAUGGUGAUUUGUUAAUAAUCGGUACAGAACCAGUAGUGAUAUGUGCUAGUGCUGUGACGUGUUGAAGUUUUAGUUUAUGAUGUGAACAGUUGUCAGUGAGUGACUAUGCCGUCUGACAGUGGCUCCACUUGGUCGCCGCCGGCCUCCAACAGCGAGAGGAGAUUGAGUAACUCUUCAGAUGGCAGCGCCGGCAGUGGAUAUUCUAAGGCUACAACAGACAGCGCUGACUUCCUCACAACACGGCCGCACACAGCAGCGGUGUUGCCGGGGAAGCCGGCGACGAACCCGCUGCAGUUCGUGCGGGUCGCGCCCGCCGACCUGGGUAGCCGCGCCCGCGAGCAGCUGCGGCGGGCCGAGCUCGCCAAGCGGACAGAGCCCGCGCGGGUGGAGCGCCAGGAGGAGUGGCAGUCAAAUCUGGACAACUGGAAAUCUUCGCGGCGGAAGCGAGUAGAACAUAUCAUAGAGCGGUGCGUGGAAGUGAGACGGAUGGAGAACGAGCCCAGCCAGCCGCGGGGCAAGUCCAAAACAUUCAACGAAAUGCUGGAAGAACGAGCGGGGAGACGACGGGUGCCCCUCCCGCUGUACGCAGAGGACGAUGGGCACGAUCUCAGCGACCUCGGCAUCGGCACCUCAAGCACCAAGAGCAGCCUCAGCGAGGAUUGCGACACACACAGCUUGGCUAGCGAUGGAAUGGACUUAGACAAGAACCAUUCAGACGUCGACAACUUGUCGAACUGCGAUAACCGCAAGCUGGGCUCCAGCGCCAACGAAUACGACACCUGCACGACCAUGACUAUCAGCUCCCCUGAACCUGAGGAGUACACUUAUGAAGGAGCUAUCGAGGGCUACAAGUCACGAAUAAUCUCCCAAACCAACAGCAAUAUCGUCAAAACUGUUGUUAACAAUUCCAAAGAAAAGUCCGCAGAUAAAAUCAAUGGUGACCUAAACAGAAUCAGGACGUCAGUCAGCAACAAAAUAGAGGAAAAAGUUUCCUCGUUCCAAAGGGAAAGAGCUGAAGAACGAAAUAAUAACCAGAAGAAAGACCUACCUAAGAUAGAUAUACACAAACGAAGAGAACAGUUCGAAAGAGAAAAUUCACAAGAGUCACAAAACAAACCAAAAUUACCUGAUAUUGAAAAUAAAAAGUCAAUUAAGGAAAGACUUUCCAGUUUAGAGAGGUUCACGGAAGAAACACACAUUCAAAAAUCUACGAGCGAGCUGAACAAGUUACCUACAGAAGUGAAACCACUAAAAGAGAGGCUUUUUAACCUCGAAAAGGUCAAGUCUGCAUCUACAGAACCUGAUAAGACUAAAAGACUUUCAAAUGGAGACCUCGGUAAUGCAAAGUCUUUGAAAGAGCGUCUCUCAAGUCUCAAGUCACAAACAUCAGAAGAGGAAAAGAUUAACAAAACUGAGGUAAAAGAAGUCUCUAUGAGUCUUAAACAGCGCCUUUCUUGUUUGGACGCAGCAAAAAACAAGGAAAUACCUAAGAUAUUGGUAGAAGAACAGAUGAUGGUUACGGAAAAACCAGUAGCCAAAGAAGAGGAUUUUAACGAUAAUCUUAUGCAGAACUCAUUAAAGGCCAGUUUGACAGGUAUAGAAAAUCAAAUGCAGAGUUUUUGUCGUUCUCUUGACAGUUUAGACAUUAAUGGUCAAACAUCACCCAGCUCUUUUGAAAGAAUUCAAAGUUUCGAAGAUUUCGAUUGCGCUGAUAUGCAGAACAACACUGCCCAGAGUGAUAUUGAAACUGAAGAUAGUGGAAUUCAUACCGCACGAGACUCUGCUCCGGCAGAUGAUAUCGCAGACUUAACACAAGUAGCUUCUCCAAUAGGAGAGCCGAUGGUUGAAAUAUCCGAAUACGAGUCCUCUAAUGAAGAUGGUGCGAUAACAUUGGAGCCAAUCAAAAUCGAAGAACCUAUGGAAAUAAUGUCUCAACCCAUACAAUCGAUACCAGAAGACAUUGUUAUUGAAGAAAUUGCACAAGAGGAAGCUCAGGAUAUCAGCAAAGUAGAUUCCGAUAGCGCAAGUAACUAUCUUCAAGCGGUAUCACAACCAGAGGAACUUAGCGUUACUGAAGACGUGACGGAAAUUCAGAUGGAUAAAGAAGAUGAAGAUACGCUCAAGAGUUUGGAUAAUCAGGAUACUAGUGUAAGUUUGAAUGAGCCGGUCUCCACGGGCUCGGAGGGUGAUACGGUGGUGUUCGAGGGCAAGAUGACUAUUCACCUCAACUUAAACGAAAUAUGUAACAACAAAAACACUGGUGCUGGGAACAGUACUAACCUUAAAGAAACUAGCACUACUAAUGAACCUACUAACCGCAAGAGCAUGCCAAUGGUAAUCGAUGCAUUGGAACUGGCCUUCCAAGAGCUGGACUCCGAAGACAGUUACGUCAACAACAGCACCAUGGAAGACUCAGUAAAAGAACCAAAACAUACAGAAACUAAGACAAAUGAUGUCCUUGACUUUACGGAGAAGUCAGUUACGCAUCUGUAUGAGAACAUGGACAUGUUCUUCCAAAACUCGGUAGAUGAUGGGGCAGCUUUCCCACUAGAUUUGCCUACUAAUGUUAUGGAGCCACCUAAAGAGAAGCCACCUCCACCGCCUACAGAAGAUGACGAACUUCUUGGCAAUGGUAACUUCAAGCAUACUAGUUCUGCGCGUAGAAUAAAAAAGGAAAUCCGCAACAAACGCACCAGCUUCCUCGGCAUCGAAGGCCAAGUCGACGACUACCUCGACGCUGACCUCUCCGCGCCUCGGCCCGACAUCACCUCCUUCCUUCAAGAGGAGACGAAGAUCGAGAAAUUUCUCUAUAAGAGAACACUGUCCCAUGACAAUGCUAAGUUAAGAGACAGUAGAGAUUCCGGAGUGGAUGUGGAUCGAGGACCGUCGGCGGAAGCGUGGUACAAGCAGUCAUCGCCGGAAACAUCGAAUCCUCAUAGCAGACAGAACAGUGAGCCAUACACUCACGUAACGGUAACAUCAGACGAAGAAGAAACUUCAAAAAAAUCUGUCAAUUUCGCUUCAAACUUGACCUCUAAACUGACGGACCUGGCGCAGCCUGACAUCGACAAUCUCGACAAGAAGCUACAAGAACAACAGGGACGCACUAACGAGGAUUGGCCUGACGGGCACGACGAUGCUCACACAAAGGAGGUUCUGCGUUUUGAACGAGAACUUUUGCAAUUGGAACAAGAAGAGUUAAGAAGACAACGAGAUAAUUUAAUGAGGGACCAGACAAGGAUCAUCCAGAAGUCGGUUCAGGAUGUAUCCGAGAAACCACCUCUAAGGAAGGCUGCUAGUGAAAAUCAUCGACACUCAAUGCCCAACUUACUAGUAAAUGAGCCCUAUAUUCCUGUGGAACCUCAGCCAGAAGUGAAAUACGAUGAGAGUAUAAAACGGAAGCCAUUUGUGUCGGAAGAGCAUAUCCAGAGGCAUUUUGGUGUGGAAGAGAGUCGGAAGGUGUUGUAUGAAGACAGUAGGGAAGAUGUAAGGAGACGGCCACCGCAGCCCGUUCUGCCGCCGAAGCCACGGAGUCGAGAGUCAAUUGAGAGGGAGAUUACUAUGAGGAGUAGCAGAGUGCCUUCGGCAGUGGAAUAUGCCAACGUGGAGCGCACGGCGCAUGUGCAGCUGCGGUCCAAGCCUGCGCCGGCGCCUGCUCCGGUGAUGCCCAAUGGCAACUACCAUCCUAUGACUCGACAUACUUUGCAGGCACUAAGCGCAGCUCCAACGCCGAAGCUGAUCUCCGGAAACGAAUGGCUGGCGCAGCGUGCGCGCAAACCUGCGGGGUACAACUAUAACCAGCACUGGCUCAUACAGGAGGCAGAACAGAGGCGUAUCGACGAGCAACGAAGCAAGUUGCGCGCUACGCAGAGACACUCCUACCAUCAGGAUAUGCCAGCCUCGGCGCUGCUCAACAUGCAUCACAUUAGCACAAGCCAACAACAUUUGCCGCAAGAAUACAAACGUCUAAUACGCGCCGAAACGGACCGCCCGACCGUGCCCCCUCCCAUCCGGCCCGAACCUCCGCUCAGAACCAUCUCCUCCCCGAGGGAACUGCGGGAACUCAGACCAGAUGUCAGGGAACAAUCUCGAGCGCAGACCUCGCCUAACGCCAAGAUCUCGCCUAGGAUAGAAAGCUUGGAGAAGAGAGAAGCGAAGAGUGAGCUUAGAGAAGAUAAGCUGCUAAGCGUGAGCGGGAGAAGAAAGUGCUCACAUUGCGGAGAGGAAUUGGGUCGCGGGGCCGCCAUGAUAAUCGAGUCGCUGUCGCUGUGCUACCACGUGUGGUGCUUCACGUGCGCGGUGUGCGGCGCGGCGCUGGGCGACGGCCGCGCCGGCGCCGACGUGCGCGUGCGCGCGCGCCGCCUGCACUGCCACCACUGCUACAGCGGCGACGACGGCCGCAAAUACAGCGCGGUCUAGUAGUGUAGAGCUACAGUAGCUUACAGUGUACCUACGUGCUGCCGCGCUGACCAUAAGAGCACACUAAACAACCUUGAAAUAUAAACAGACAAAUCCCCAUGGCUCGAUUAUUCGGCCGAUGAUACAAUAUCAUACAUAUUAAUUGGCCGUAUGCCCUAAUCACGUGGUUUUGUUUGUUUUCAUUAUCUAAUUUAUCUAAGUACCUAAAGAACAGACAGUAAAUAUCCAAAUAUGUAAAUUAACGUUCGCCUUCAAAAUAAAAAUGUACCUGAGCUUAUUGUAGUCAUAUAAAAUCUUCGUUGUUUUUUCCUUUAACUUGCAGUUUUUGUAAGAGCUGUACUACUUAAGUCUGAAAGAAACUGACGACUAGAUUAAAAAGAUUAUGACGAUUUAGGUACGAUUUAAAUUCAAGGGCUUGAAAUAAUAUAGCCAUAUAUAAAAAGCUUAUUGUAAAGCAGCGCCAUUCAAGUUUACAACUUUACUGUAUAGAAAUGUAUAGUGUACGUAGGUACAAUAGUAGCAUUGUCCAUACGUUGUAACUAACUAUUGGUAAUCUUUAUUGCAAAGACAUAAGGCGCACCAUAUAUUAGUUAAGAAUGUACACUGUUAUAGUUAAUAUCCGCAAACUAAACUGACGAUCGGGGUCGUAGACUUCUCAUUCACACUUGCCUGAUCGUGGCAAUAGUGAGAGAGAUAGUGAUAUACCUAACCUCAGUCCUCAACUUGAUUUGCGGCUACUAUAGAUGAGCGGCAAACUAAUUUCAUAUGGAAUUGAAGUACAGGAACCUAGCUAUGGCACAGCGACAACUGCUUCAGCAGCCUGUCGCUGUUUGUCAGUUUUUCUGUCCGUACUCAUCUCCAAAACGUCUCGGCGACUCAGCUAGCUUCUGAGUCCGCUAUGCACGCUUUUGUAUUUUAUCCGAUUUUACACAAUGCACAUACGUUUGGUUUGUUAUGAUCUUGUAAUAAAUCUUAAUGCAAAUAUGAUUUAGAGAAAUGUAUUUUGUGAUAAUUGAAUUCAUGAGUUUAGUCUUCAUAUAUGAUGCCAAUAUCACUAAUUCAUUGUUAUCUGCAAAGUAUUGUAGGAUUAUAAAUUGUAAUUUUAGAUGACAAAGGUUUUAAGGUGUUCCGUCAUGUGGUCAUGUCAUGUUAGACAGUACAGUAGGUAUGCUGCUAGCAAACAGCCUGAGCCACACCAAAAGGUUAUUCGCGUUAUUGCAAUAAAUAAAGCACUCUUUAGUAUUGAGGCAAAUAGCAUACCCACAUCAAUAAGCGAUCAUCUUGGCAGCUUUGUAAUUUUGCACUUUUUCGUUUCCGACUUUUUGUGCCAUGUCAAGUAUUUUUUAUAUGUUUUCUUUUGAUUAUAGCAAGAAAGUAAUACGUUUACUUAUACGUUAUUAAUAAUUUUAAUAAACACUGAUCAUGAGUAGGAUUGCACAUAGUAUAUCGAGUUAUUUCAUUUUAAAUUGCACUAUUGUCCUGUGAAAGAGGCCUGAAUGUAGAUAUGCCUUUUUGCGCAAUGCAUUAUUGUUAAAAAGAACAACAAAGUAAAUUGUAAUAUUUUGUAAAUAGAUUUAAUUUAUGUCGUAGAAUAUGUUACAGGUUAGCUUUAAUAGGUAGUAUUUUAGUGUAAAAGAGACAUUUAAUCCAAAUAUGUGUAUGAUUUAAUAUUUUGUAUAGAAAAAUCUAUAAUGAUUAUUUUGUACUUCUCCGCGCCUUAACAUCUAAUUGUGAUUUCGUUUUGAACUAUACCUACUCUUCGAAUAUUGUUCAGGUUAUUAGACGUUUCUACUCUAAUGCGUAUAUUUUUAAAUAAGUACAUGAUGGUGAGAAGCUCCAAACUAUGUAACAAUAAAUAUUUCUGGUUUAA
This is a messenger RNA of Cydia strobilella, 6430 nucleotides long. RefSeq names its product LIM domain only protein 7 (gene smash). The coding region runs from base 247 to 4560 and encodes 1437 amino acids. Gene Ontology annotation, molecular function: myosin II head/neck binding. Gene Ontology annotation, biological process: positive regulation of stress fiber assembly; regulation of focal adhesion assembly. The transcript has 17 exons. Gene Ontology annotation, cellular component: stress fiber. The record is from RefSeq and is a predicted model, not a curated record. Lineage: Eukaryota; Metazoa; Arthropoda; Insecta; Lepidoptera; Tortricidae.